CUGGUUACUCUGCUUCCCGCUCCUCUUUUUACGCAGUGCCUAAAUCUAUUACUUGAAGUCACAUAGAAACCCAAGCUAGGGACGUGGCAGGUUUGCCACGGGGAAUUCCUGGAGCUCAUACUCACCUUCGCUCUCUUUUAGUUUCUUCAAACUUUUUUAGUUAACGCCAAGGCAAAAUAUUAUUGCCGCAUCCAUGCGUAAAACACUGUUUUUAUAUUCGAUUGAAUGAGUUCCUAGUGGUUGCAGUUUGUUUUCGAUAAGAUAAACAGUUGUUUAGACUCUAUAACUUAUAAGAGAAAAGUCAAAUCAGCCAGCACAUGAGCUAUUCCUAUUCUCCUAAAACAAAAGCGUCAAGGUUGUCCAUAGCUAUGUCAGUAAAACCAAGCAGCUCUAACGCUGAUAACUUGAUCAUCCCAUGGCCUGACGAGAAAAAGCGAAUAUGGAUUGCUUCAAUGUUUAUUGGCACUAUGCUUCUCUACUCGGCCAGAUCGGCGAUUCCGCUAUGUAUGGCUGCUAUGAGUAAAGAUCUGACUUGGGAUAAAGAAGCUGAUGGCGCUGUGAUGUCAGCAUUUUUCUGGGGCUACACACCUGCACAGAUUGUUGGAGGUUAUCUUAGCGACAAGUACGGUGGAGAGGUUGUCUUGGGAUAUGCUGCUAUUAUCUGGUCUUUCUGUACACUUGCUGUGCCAUUUCUUCCUGGAAAGGCAUUCUUGUUUUUCCCACCAAUUGUGAUGGUGAUAUUAUCAAGAGUUGUUACAGGGCUUUCCCAAGGUCUUCAUUACCCAUCGCUGACUAAUAUCAUAGCCAAAAGAAUACCCCUGAAGGAGAGAACUUUACUCACCAGUUCUGUAUUUUCUGCUGGACCAGUUGGUACAUUAGUGAUGGGGAGUGUUGGAUCUGUUAUACUGAUGUAUUUUGGCUGGCCAAGUGUAUUCUUAGCCCAAGGAGCAGCAGGACUGCUUUGGGCGUGGCUAUGGACAUUUUAUUUAGUUGGACCUGGAAUGGAAAAAAAUAGACAAGAAAUUUCAUUAGGGGACAUCAAAUUAUUAGAGGCUACAUCGAAAGAGAGGGCCAGCGUACCAUACAGCUUAUUUUUACAGCAUGCUGGUGUUUGGGCUACAAUAAUAACUUGCUUCUGUCAAAGUGCAGCUUUCUGGAAUGUGUUUUCCUGGCUGCCUUUGUAUUUUGAGGAGACAUAUCCUGAAAGUGAGAAAUGGGUUUUUAACGUCAUGCCAUGGAUAGUCUUCUUUCCUUUUUCUACUGUAGCAGGGCUACUGGCAGAUUGCAUGAUAAAAUCAGGUUUUUCAUUGACAUUUGUCCGGAAAUUAUUCCAGACUGUGUCGAUGUGUGGAGGAGCCCUGUGUAUGUUACUUCUAGACUGGGCGGCCACCUUUGGGCAGGCCAUGUUCUUGAUCAUGGUCACCAUGGGGUUCAGUGCACUAGGAAACUGUGGGUGUCCUGUGGUACCACAAGACAUGUCUCCACAGUUUGCUGGGUCCUUAUUUGGUCUUAUGAAUGCUGCAGGGGCAUUUUCAGGAAUUGUUAUUGUACCAAUAUCUGGACACAUUUUGGAGCUGACACACAUCUGGAGUACCAUCUUUCACAUCAACGCCGUCAUCUUGAUCAUAGGAUGCGUUGUCUUUCUCAUAUUCGGCACAGCCAAAAAGAUAACAUAGAACUGUGAUCCACGAGAUGUCAUCUAUUCUUAUACAACUAACCCCUAUUUAGAUAAAGGUAGAAAACUUUAUGAGCAAAUAAGCAAAACUAAAAGCGACUCCAGGUUUAAACAGUAGUAGUUAUACAUGUUUCUUAAAUAUCCAAAGGCUAUCGGAUACUUUUUUUUCAUUAACAUACUAAAAAUUGCAAUCCAUGGAUUGAAUAGAACAACCAAAGGCUUUAAUAUUUUUUUAAAAAGGGAUUAAAUAUUCAUGAAGGCUCAAUUAGCGGACUAUUCAUAAACCCAAAAAGCAUGUAAUGCCUCUAACUACCUCUAGUAGAUCCUGUAUUAAGUUGUUUUUAUCCAAAAUGAAGUAUUGCCAAGAAGGAUUACUAAGGGAGGUUUGAAAGGGACGGAAUUGAGUACAAAAUAUAAUUGAUACGUAUUUAAAAUCAAGUUUCCCAGAGAAAGAAAAACGUUAUCCAUGUAUAAAAUAUGAAAUAGAAGAUCUUCCAUGUUGUGUUAUAUUUCUUCAAUCUCGAUUAUUACAAGCUAAAAAUACACAAUUGAAAUACAA
This is a messenger RNA of Nematostella vectensis (starlet sea anemone), 2234 nucleotides long. RefSeq names its product solute carrier family 17 member 9-like. The coding region runs from base 318 to 1676 and encodes 452 amino acids. Gene Ontology annotation, biological process: transmembrane transport. The transcript is spliced from 10 exons. NCBI's taxonomy places the organism in Eukaryota, Metazoa, Cnidaria, Anthozoa, Actiniaria, Edwardsiidae. The record is from RefSeq and is a predicted model, not a curated record. Gene Ontology annotation, molecular function: transmembrane transporter activity.